AUGGUCCAGCUGCAGGUGCCAUCAAGAGCAGGUUCAGCACCAGGAUGGUGGCACAGGAGCCUCAGAGCUGCCCUGGCCACCAGUGUGGGGUUGCAGGGGGUUACUGACCUGGCCCUUAUCUUCCCUGUUUCUCUUCUUAGCUCCCGCACCUCUGCAGCCGAGAAGGAGAUGGGAGGAGCAGAACAAAAGGAGAAGCAAUACCAAGCCCAUCAGGGAUUUGGGGAUCAUCAUGGUGGGGUCACUGGUGCCCACACCUAUUUCUACACAGAUGAGGCCAAGUGUGACCAGCAUAUGGAGACUUUCCUCCGCUGCAUCGAUGCCUCAAGUGGCAGCUCAGAGGACGGUUUCUCUGCCAUCAAGCUGACAGCACUGGCCAGACCUCAGUUCCUGGUGCGGUUCUCGGAGGUGCUGGUGAAGUGGCGGAGGUUCUUUCUCCAAAUGGCUGCAGAGCAGGGCCAGGCUGGGUGGGCAAUGCUGGAGAUGAAACUGGAGGUGGAGAAGCUGCAGGAGACACUGGCCAACCUCGGCAUUGUGACCAAGGCAGAGAGCCAGGAGUGGUUCAUGGGCGAGAGCCUGGGCACAAGCAGCACUGUGGACCUACUUGACUGGAACAGCCUGUUGGACAGCCGCACCAAGAUCUCCAAGCCUCUGCUCAUCCCCAACAGGCAGACUGGGCAGCUUGAACCGCUGCUCUCACGCUUCAGUGAGGAGGAGGAUCUGCAGAUGAAGCGGGUGCUGCAGCGCAUGGAUGUCCUUGCCAAGAGAGCCAUGGAGAAGGGUGUGAGGCUGAUGGUGGACGCAGAGCAGAGCUACUUCCAGCCAGCCAUCAGCCGCCUCACUGUGGAGACACAGCGCCGCUUCAACAGGAACCAGGCCAUAAUCUUCAACACCUAUCAGUGCUACCUGAGGGAGGCUUACGACAAUGUGACAGGGGACGUGGAGCUGUCACGCCGGGAGGGCUGGCACUUCGGCACCAAGCUGGUCCGUGGCGCGUAUAUGGAGCAGGAGCGGGAAAGGGCGGCUCAGUUGGGCUACGAGGAUCCCAUCAACCCAACCUAUGAGAAGACCAAUGAGAUGUACCACAGGUGCCUGGACUAUGUCCUGGAGGAGAUCAAGCACAGACGGAAAGCCAGUGUGAUGGUGGCAUCUCACAAUGAGGACACAGUGAAGUUCACCCUGCACAGAAUGAGGGAGCUUGGGAUCCAUCCCUCAGAGAAGAAGGUGUGCUUUGGGCAGCUGCUGGGCAUGUGUGACCAGAUCACCUUCCCCCUGGGCCAGGCUGGCUUCCCCGUGUACAAGUACGUGCCCUACGGCCCAGUGAACGAGGUGCUGCCCUACCUGUCCCGCAGGGCCCAGGAGAACAGGGGCUUCCUGCAGCGGGCAAACCGGGAGCGGGACCUGCUCUGGAAAGAGGUCAAGAGGCGCCUUCUCGCAGGAAACCUCUUCAACCACUGACCCCAACCCCGGGGCUCCUGUGCCUUCAGCCGGAACCACUGUCACCAUUCCCCAUCCCAAUUCUGCUGCAGCUCCCCCGAGCACCCUUUGCCCUUUGAGAGAAGUGUCCUUGUUGCUGCUGAACCACACACACCUUCCGGCAGUCGCUGCUGCAGGGUUGCCCCAUCCGGCACUGCCCCAGGGAUGUCCCUCUGCCAUCCCACAGCCUCUUCAGCUGUCCCAGGGGGCAAUGCUGGGGCUCUCCUGCCAGCCCUGCCCCAUGCCUUGGUGAACACUGUCCCGGAGUUUUCCCCUGGCGGGAUUGCGCAGAGAGAUUUAUCUGUCUGCUUCAUGCCAUGGGCUCAAGUACAGGUGGGCUGGGUGACCUGGGCACAAGCUGGAGACAAGCCAGAAGCUCCUCCAGCCUCUGCUGGGGCUGGGGCUUUGUCCCUUCCACACUUGUGUAAGGGCUGGAUCGGUCCCUGCUGCCUGUCCCAGGACAGCCACUCCUUGCCUGCUCAGCAGCUUUGCACUGAUCAGAGCUGGGCAGGUCCAGGCUCUCCCCCAUCCCCCAGGAUAAGCUGAGCCAAAGCCUCCUGGGGUUAUCCAUCCUCAGGCAAACGUCCAGUGGAGCAGGAGGGGCCAGGGGAGCGGGCUGGCCCCAUCCCUCUGCCGUUCCUGCCCUGCCCACAGUCCCUGGCUUCAGUGAUGGACCAGGGACAGUGGGAGCACCCAGAGCUGGACCACAGCCUAGCUCUGCUGUACACUGGAUUUGCAGAGAAUGGAGAUGAUUAAAUCACAACUGUUCCUGC
Molecule: messenger RNA, 2246 nt
Organism: Manacus vitellinus (golden-collared manakin)
Lineage: Eukaryota; Metazoa; Chordata; Aves; Passeriformes; Pipridae
Product: proline dehydrogenase 1, mitochondrial
Exons: 13
Coding region: 1-1455 (484 amino acids)
Cellular component (GO): mitochondrion
Molecular function (GO): proline dehydrogenase activity; FAD binding
Source: RefSeq, a predicted model, not a curated record